Amphibalanus amphitrite is the source of this 4048-nucleotide messenger RNA. Its product is annotated as transcription factor TFIIIB component B'' homolog. The transcript has 9 exons. Lineage: Eukaryota; Metazoa; Arthropoda; Thecostraca; Balanomorpha; Balanidae. Gene Ontology annotation, molecular function: TFIIIC-class transcription factor complex binding. Gene Ontology annotation, cellular component: transcription factor TFIIIB complex. The record is from RefSeq and is a predicted model, not a curated record. Gene Ontology annotation, biological process: RNA polymerase III preinitiation complex assembly. The coding region runs from base 248 to 3079 and encodes 943 amino acids.
GAGGCGCUGGAACAGGCCCAUACCGUGGCGACGCGCAUCGCGCAUGUGUUUUUCGUUGAAGAAGGGAAGAUGCAAGGGGAGAUGGAAGUCUUCGAUGCCAUUGCCAUGUGACUUUUUUAUUUUCAUUUCUAAUUUCGAGCCAAUGUUUCAGUUUGUGUUGAAAUAGUAUAUAUCAAUAUUGCGUUGCAUUUCAACUUGCUUCGUUGUCGUUCCCUGCAAUUCCAGGCCGGAACACUUCAACUUGAAGAUGGCGUUCCGGCGUCCCCGGCUCCGGCUGCAGCCGAAUGUGGUAGCGCGGCCGAGCGCUGUCAAACCGGAGCCCGGAAAGGCCGGCCCCGCCCCCGCCCCUGCUCCCGCCCCCGCCCCUGCUCCAGGUCCUACCUCCGCCCCUGAUUCAGUACCUACACCCGGCCCUGAUCCUGCGUCCGUUCCUGAUCCUUCCUCCCCCGCACCUGUGCCUUCAGUCGCCCCAUCCGCCGCUCCUGAUCCUACCCCUGCCGCUUCCCCCGCGCCGGCGGAUGCCGCUUCUCCCGCCCCGGCGGAUGCCGCUGCCGCCCAAGAUGCUGUUCCACCUUCCGCCGCCACCGCUGCGCGCCCCAGCAAACCGCGUCCCCAUCUGCCGGCCCGCUUCAAACGGCUCGCUCCUCGGCUCGACGUGAGCCGCUCUGUCACUGCGCCGGUCGCUGCCGAGCCAGCCCGGACAGAGGGCAGCACCAGCGCACCGCCAGACGGCGCUAACGCGGCGGCGGCCGGCGCCACCGCCCCUGCUGCUGACGAGACAACACCUAAAGCGUGCGCUCCGCCUGCCUCCAGCCCUGUCAGCGCUACGCCAAAACCGUCGGCAGCUCCGACGGGAGAAGCCGCCGUGGUUCCAGCGCCGGUCAAACGGCCGCGACUCGACUCUGCGCGGCUGCCGGAGCCGGAGCCGGAGCCGGACGAUCCGGAUGAUCCGGACGAGCCGGAGCCGCGGCGGAAGGGGAGGCGGUCCGGGCGGCGGCCCCUGAAGACCGAGGAGAGCGCAGAUCAGGAAAUGUCGGAGCCGACACCGCCGGUCUCCGCCGGCGGAGACGGAGACAGAGAAGGAGAUGGAGACGGAGAGUCAGAGACGGCCGGCAGCCCGCCGCCGCCGCUGCUCUCCGAAACCGACCUCUUCCUAAGGAAACGCUUCAACACGCCUAAAACCAAGAACAACACUCGCGAGCUGCUAGACCAGAUAUCGGAGCGUGUCAGUGACAACAUGCCGAUCCGCUCCAAGAUGCGCAUGCAGGACCUGAUCGUGUGGAACCCCUCCACGGAGGCUAUGUCCAACAGCAAGAAACCGGCCGGCCGGCGGCGGAAGCGGCGGGACAGCACGAGCAGCUCGGUCUCCUGCCGCACCGAUGUCGCUGAGGAGACGGUGGACGAGCCCGCCGCCCCGCCGGAGCCGCCGGAGAUCCCGGCGCCGGAGCCGGAGCCCCAGCCGGAGCCGGAGCCGGAGCCGGAGGAGGAGGAGGAUGCCAUGCCCGUGCCGCAGCUCAAAGUCGGCCCAGACGGCAAUAUUGUCAUCGACGAAAAGUCGCUGGUGGUUCAGACUACCCAGCAGAAGCAGCGGGACCAGGAGAUGUCCACGGAACUGGUGAAUGACAUCACCGGCUCUCGGCUCUCCUUUAACGGCUACCGGCAGCGGAGAAAGAUCGACGAAUGGAGCAUCAAAGAGACGGCCCGCUUCUACAAGGCGCUGAGUACGGUGGGCACCGACUUCUCUAUCAUGCAGCAGCUGUUCCCGCAGCGGACGCGUGUCGAUCUCAAGAAGAAGUUCAAGAAGGAGGAGCGCAAGAACCCGCACCUGGUGGAGCGCGCCAUGACGGACAACAUGCAGUACGACCUCACCAUCUUCGACGGUGACGUCUGGGAGAAGACGGUGGAAAAAUGUAAGACAGAGGCGCAGGAGAAGAAGGAGGCGGAGAGACAGCAGCGCCGCCAGCAGCGCGAGCAGGACACCAAGGCUCUGAAAAAUGAAAAGGCUGCCCUUCGCCGGCCGCCCGCCAAGCCCGGCAAAGCUAAAGCGGCCAACUCGGCCAACAGCAUCCUGAACAGCAUCAAGAAGCCGCUGCCGGAGGAGAAGGAGGCGCCUCGUCAGAAGGCCCGCGGCCGGGAGAACAUGCGUCCGCGGCGGCCGCGGCCGGUCGCGGGCGCGCCGCUGCCGCCUCCCGAGGCCGGCCUGACGCUCGACUGGACGACCGAGGGUGACGGCACGACGGCCCUGGUACCGGUGGCGGCGCCGGGCGCGCAGGUGCCACAGGGCGCCGUGCCGUGGCACCCGCCGGCCGGCCAGUCGGGCGUACUGCAGCUGCCGCCCGGCGUCAACCCGCAGAACCUGCUCAUCAUCGCGUCACCGUCUCCGGACCGUCCCGACGGCCAGGUGCUGCACGUGUACAUGGUCCAGCCGCCGGCCGGCCAGCCGCCGGAGGUCAACCUCACCGUGGCGCACGGCCCGCCGCCGGCCGCCGGUGACGAACCGAGCGCCCAGGAUGUGAAGGCGGGGACGGCGCCGGAUGAGGACGAGAUCACUGUGGUCUCUCCGAAGCCGGCGACGGAACAGAAAGAGAGGCAGCUGGUGAUAGAGGAGACGACGGACGGUGCGGCUCCAGAGAAGCCUACUGCGCCAGAGGAGGUUCGGACAGACAAUGAGAAGACGCCGAGCGAGGGGACCAGAGAGGGAGAUGCAGCUGACUAUGUGGAAGGGGGUGAGACGGCCACGCGGGACGGAGAGGGUGGCAAGGUAUUGCAUAAGAUCAGCGAACGAGGAGACACGAUAAGCACAGAGCAGUCAUUAGAAGGUCAACAACGAAACGACAGCGAAUCUCCUGUUGUUCAAGAGGACAGUGAUGAAGCUACUGAGGUGGGGAAACAGGCGGGUGGGCCGCCUGUAUUAGCACGUGAGGACGAGCUGGGCACUGAAUCAGUCACCCAUGGCUCCUCGAGCGAGGUUAAGUCGAUACCCCCAGCACUGGAGACAGUUGAAACAGUCAAGGAGGACUCGGAAGCGAUCGGCACCGAGACGAAAACAUCUACCGAAAGUGAACCGGCCGAGAGCUAACUGGCGGCCCCGACUGCCUAGUUAGAACCCGGACUGUUAAACACACGUCCAUGAGAUUUGAAUUCAACUCAGGCUGACCAAUGGAGCGUCAUUAUAUUCCCCCAUGGGGGCGACACAGCUUAUCCCUGCAGGCUGACUAUUUAUAUACUUAUUACAUAGCGCCACCAGCUGAAUGCAAUUUGCCAUUUGUAAGCUUUAUCUACGGUAUUUGCGUCCCGUUUGAGUGUCCCUUAAGCAGAUGGCAAUGCACCUUGCCAACUUUGCCGAACAGUUGAAUCGUUCUUUGGAUGAGAGUCCAGCUAUCUGACGCUGGUGGUCUGAUAUGUUCACAUAGACCGGGGUGAUCUGGAGAUGAGAUUAUCACAGGAAAACACAUUUUAAUCUGUCAACAAUUGCCACCAUGCGAGUCACAAAGGUAUUCUCCGAAGUAUUGUUAUUGCGUUUGCCAAAAACGUUUGAUAUUUCUAGUCAGUUUUCAUGGCGUUCUGUGCCGUUUGCCUUAUCCAGUCUCGCAUGGUGCCAAUGAUUGGCAGUUUACUCGUGGUUUCAGCCGUAAAAAUGGUUGUUUCGGUAUCAGCUAAGGUCCUUUGUUCUUUCCUCCGUCACGAAAAGUCAGGUUUGCACGAUGUUUCCGUCCGCCUGGACGACAUAUCGAUGGUUUCGGGUAUUUUGGCUAGUUUGGCAGUCGCUUUUGUUAACGUUUUUCGGCGAUGGUGCGGUGAAUGGUUUUUGGCUGUGGACCUACGGCCGGAUACCGGUUGUUAGAAGGUACUGUUUUCGUCGGGUUGGGUGUUAGUUUCUACAGAGGGGGAUUUCGAUCGUUUUGUUGGUUGUAAGUUUAGGGACCCAUUCUGGUAAGAGUAGCGAGCAAAGUUACUACGUAACUUUGUGGCCAAGGGUGUAGAACGGAGCGUCAAACAUGCAUUGUAUUUUGCACCUCUGUUUUGGGCAAUAAAAUAUGCAGCAGCA